Molecule: messenger RNA, 590 nt
Organism: Strongylus vulgaris
Lineage: Eukaryota; Metazoa; Nematoda; Chromadorea; Rhabditida; Strongylidae
Source: the annotation of a GenBank genome assembly
AUGUUGGCUCGCCAGCCGGCAAAAUUACCGCUGUCUCCUAUGGAGGGACCAAGCUCUCCGCCGAACCUGACUGCAGUUUACGGAUGUGCUGUGAGCCCGGAAGCACGUGACGACAGUGGAGUGUCAACGAUGGAAUCCGUUUGUGGGAAGGAAUUUGACCAGGAUUCUUCUCCAAACACUGUACGAACACUGGCAGAUAUAUUGCUGUCUGAACACAAUAAUAACUAUGCGGGUAGUAUGGACGUGGUAAAGUUGUUACGGCUACGUUCUGUUGACGACGAACAAAAUCAGCAGUCAAAUUCGUCAAGUUUGGAGUCGCUUUCUUCACUUGAAAAUAAUCAGGGCAGUCAGGGGCCUGAUGUUGAUGGCGGCUCUGGCACCACCUCAUGCUCAGAGGACUCUUUUGAGAUGUCAAGUACCUGCAGUGUUCGUGACACGGAUGUCUCACCGGAAGAGUUAUCCCCUCGAAAAGAGAAUAAUAACGCUGUACAAGCAGCGCCACUUCCUCGUGUGGCUGUGGAAAGGUUGAACCGCGAGUCACGAGAAACAACAUGCGAAUCUUUCACCUCAGGAGGUAUGCGAAAUUGACA